This is a messenger RNA of Anastrepha obliqua, 2407 nucleotides long. RefSeq lists its product as uncharacterized. Gene Ontology annotation, biological process: nuclear protein quality control by the ubiquitin-proteasome system; proteasome localization. Gene Ontology annotation, cellular component: nucleus. The record is from RefSeq and is a predicted model, not a curated record. Bases 177 to 1331 code for a protein of 384 amino acids. The transcript is spliced from 2 exons. Lineage: Eukaryota; Metazoa; Arthropoda; Insecta; Diptera; Tephritidae.
GCCGCUUUCAUAGCGCUUUUCCGCAGUUUGAUAGAAAAUAAUAUAAAAAGAUCAGAGAAAUUCAAACGUCUGCUAAGCGCUUGGAAGGUUUUGAAAGUGAAAAUAUUUAGUUUUCCACUCAACAAUCAAAAACUAAGAGAAUUUUUACACAGGGUAAUAUAAAGUCACAAAGAAGGAUGACGACUGCAACGACGCCGCAGCAGCAGUACCCACAAGAGCAUAUACGCUUUGUACUCUCAGAAAUACCAAGUCGCUUGGAGGCGUUGCAUUUUACGAAUGGAGGCGCAACGACACCUACAGGGGCACCAAAUCGCCACAGUCCCAAUGAGCCAACACCAGCGACCAUAUUUGCUAAUCCUCAUCCUGUAGAUAACGCUACGAAUGUACCGCAUUCUCACGAUAAUAUUUUGGUUCCAAUACCCUCACCCGAUGAAAUGAUAAUACGCCAGCGUGGUCGACGCCGUUUCAAUAAUGCUCCCUCUCCUGAUACAGGUAAUACACCGUUGCGUAUGCCAUUCCAGCGUACACCAACGAAGGUGCCACUAAGUACAAGCAUGAUAUUGCGCAGUUCACCGCGUAAGCGUCUUACCAUGGGCAGUACACCGCCGGCUCCUGAACCACCAAUAAUGCCUUCGCCAACCAAAGCAAAACAAAAAUUAUGGCCGCCGGGAACUCCACUUGUGAAGAAAUUGCGGCUUGAGAGCGAAGAUGGCGUUUGCAAUAAACCAAUUGCGCAAAUUAAUGGAGAAACACCUUUGCCAGUGUUGUUGCAAGGCAUGUCGCAACAGCAACUUAUUGAACUAAUUGUUGACGAGUUGGUUGCGGGUGAUCCUAAAACUGAGGAGCGGUUACGUAUACGACUACCUAUGCCGGAUAUAGAUCCCCUAGAAGAGGAGUUAUUACACGCCAAACGGCAAAUAUUUCGCUCACUGCCCACUUCACGCCUUUGUAAGAAAACAGACAGUAGCGCAUAUUCACGUGCUGCGCUGCAUCUUAGCGAGUUUAAACGUUUACUCAGCGGGCACACCAAACAGUUAUAUGACUCUGGGAAUUGGGAUGCAUUAUUGGACUAUGUUACCGUGGCAUGGCCUAUCGUACGAGCAACACCCCACUGGGAUAGCGCUGCACACAAUGUAAUGCGACGUCAAUGCUUUAAGCUACUAGCGUGCCAUUGCAUUGCGGCGCUGAAAAAUGGUGGACUACGUUUGGGAACAAUGCGCUUACAUGAGACUGAGCGAAAUUUAGUCGAAUGGGCGCGAGACUACGAAGAUGUGCAGUCAUGCCAGAGUACACUGAGCAAAGUGAUUUCGAAAGGUCGUGUAACGCUAUAGUAUUUUCCUGUUUAUUUGAUAAUAAUUAGUUGUAGAAUUUUGUACCGAAAGACUCUGGGGCGCGCGAGCGGUUGAAGAAUCGUCGUUUUCAGCUUAACCAUUAGAUUUUAAAUAAUUCUAUUUUAAUAUAAUUAACUAAAGUAAAGCCAGCGCGUUUAUUUGAAUGUUGCCAUAAUUUAUGCAUGUAAUAUAUAAAAUAACGCUAGAUAAAGCGAUUAAUUGUGAUCAAAAAGACAAGUGACCAAUACAAUCACAACUUAAUGAUAAACUCGAAAAACAAAAAAAAACUUACAUAAGGUUAAGUUUUUAUAUAGCUAAUUAUUUUAAAUGUUAUUUUUUGUUUCGAACUUAGAUUUCAUUUGUAUAUAAUCAACCAUUCAUUCCCGCCAGCUUAAUACAUAUGUACAUGUUUAGCUAGAUUUUAAAAAUUUUCACACCACAUUUGUAAGCAAAAAGAAAACGAACAAUUUUACUGUUUAACGCAGAAAAUCAGGCGAGCUUUCCAGUGCAAGAAUUUCUUUGGUUUUCACAAAUACCUUCACACUGACAAAAUGUAUUACGAAACUUAAGAAUUUGACAAAAAAAAAAUGUUAUCGAUGCAUUGUGUCCUAUAACACAACAACAAAUCGGUUAGCAAAUGCAAAGCACUGUGAACGCACUACUCCGACAAAAAACGGGUGUACUACUUGUAGUACGCUAAGUAUAUCUGGAGUAGUAGUUGAAUUGCUUAUACGCUCCUCACCACUAGAUUUAAAUAUUGUUCAUCCAUAAAAAAAAUGUUCCCUAACCUGCACGACUGGCUUAAAUAUUAGCAAGAUCAACAUAAAAGUGUUUACGUCUACGUUUGGUAUUAUUAUUUUUAGUGUUUUCAUAUUUUUAAGUUGAAAAAUGUGUCUUUAUUUUAAAUACGACCAUGCUCUUGAUACUACCAAAAUCAGAGAGCGAAAGAACAUCGGAGAUACUGGUUUGGUGUAUUAAUAAAAGUAUAUGGAUUAAUUAAAUUUCACAAAUCAUGUCUUAUAAAUUUUAUCUAAUGUUCUUAUUAAUAUAAAUACAAUAAAAUAUUUGCAUUUUUA